Messenger RNA from Tribolium madens (black flour beetle), 1726 nucleotides. RefSeq lists its product as uncharacterized. The coding region runs from base 490 to 1698 and encodes 402 amino acids. The transcript has 6 exons. The record is from RefSeq and is a predicted model, not a curated record. Lineage: Eukaryota; Metazoa; Arthropoda; Insecta; Coleoptera; Tenebrionidae.
UGUGUCUUUUUGUAGAAUAUUUGUGUUUCUUCACUGUUGUUUUCUACUGGGACGUGUGGGUAUUGUUUUUUUGCAAACUAGUCUCCGCUAGAAACGCAAAAUUUUGUCGAAAACAACCCGAAAAAUCACAGAAUUAGGCCGAAAAGCUUGGUUUUUUUCAAGAGUUUAAGCGGAAAACAAGAUUUUCCAACUCGGAUCUGAGGGUGAAUUUUAUGUUUUUGAUCUGGCAACACUGAUCAGGUUGAGUGAAGCCAGAUGCGUUGUCACAAGGCCUCGUUUUUGACAAGUCCGGUUCUGCACAAUGCUUUGGAAAGGCGCCCCACAAGCCCCAAGGCUCCUUCUUGCAAAAAAUCCCGAAAAAAAUCAAACUUGUGCAACGACGGAAACGUCAAAUUCAUACCCUUGGCAAGUCAAGAGUAUCGAAACGAAAUUCAUUGUAGCAUGAAAAAACCAUUCUAAUUAUCAGCUUUUCUCUCAUUAAUAAUCGAAAUGAUGGGAUUUUCGAACGUUCAGUUGGUCCUACUGUCCGUGUUUCUGUUUUUCCUCUCUGCUGGGAUCCUUCAAGCCCCCUUGUCGCGCCAUAUUGCCAUCGAGGGUGGGACGCAUUUCCUUCAGGGAUGGUUGGCCGGUUUUAUUUUCCUCUCACAAUCAAUCGCAAAAGAGUUUAAUGCACUUUUCCAGCAUGGCAAAAAAUACGCCCUCAAUUUUUGCCUCUUUUCCCUCUUUUUGGUCUUCUUCACUCUUGUUUUUCGGGACACUUUGUGGGUGACUGUGGGGUGCAGGCUGAGUUAUGCUCUAUUUAAUCAGGUUGUGCCUUGUGCGAAAGAAUUCGUUGCAAAACUGACACCGGAAGAAACACAUAUUAAGUAUUUUAAUCUAGUUGAAGGGACAAGGGUUGCAGGGCUCGCCCUUGGGAAUUGUCUUGGGGGACAUUUAUUUCUGUGCAAUGAGGAUUUUUCGUCGCUUGCAAUGUUCUCGACCGUUUUCACACUAGUGGCAAUUCUUUUGAUGCAAUACGUGGACGAAGACACCGACAUCAAGCGCCCCCAAACCCACUUCAAGCAAAUGCCCUCAAUCUGCUACCAACGCCUCAAAAACCUCAAAACUGUCAAUUACAGGAAACACUGGGACUGUAUAUUGCUCCAAGCCGCCUAUACCACAACAUUCUCAAUUUAUUUCGUCCGUUUUUGCUUUUUGCUCGUUUUUAAUUAUAAUCUAGGAACGGUGGUCAUUGGUUAUUCAAUUGCUUAUCAACAUAUGUGGCUCUUUGCCACGUCCAUGUUGGUCCCUUUUGUCAAGGAGAGAAUCCAAGACAAGAAAAGUUUAUUCGAGCACAGUCUCUUAAUUUCCGGGUUUCUCCUUCCGGGAUUGUACUACGCCCCCAGUUAUGAGUGCUAUUUGUUUCUUCUAAUUCCGAUGUUUUUCUUCUUUAUGUUGGUAAACUCGUUGUUGAAUGAUGAUGCUCUGGGUUUGAGGUCGAAACCUGAUGUUUUUGAAGCAUCAAACACCAUUGCCUAUUUGGUGAAUGUCAUAGGGCCGAUUUUUUUCGGAAUUGUGUGUCAGUUUUUCGGAGGUUAUGGAUUUAAAUUGCUGUCAUUGCUACCAAUGGUGAUUUGUGUCUAUUUGAUGAAUCAGAGGUUAAUGAAGAAGGAGGAAAGGGAAGAAGAAGAAACGGAAACAAGAAUCAAACAAGACUAACUGUAACAAUAAAUUUUUACUAAUAAAA